This is a messenger RNA of Lytechinus pictus (painted urchin), 5446 nucleotides long. RefSeq lists its product as uncharacterized. The record is from RefSeq and is a predicted model, not a curated record. Bases 916 to 3480 code for a protein of 854 amino acids. Gene Ontology annotation, biological process: signal transduction. NCBI's taxonomy places the organism in Eukaryota, Metazoa, Echinodermata, Echinoidea, Temnopleuroida, Toxopneustidae. The transcript has 7 exons. Gene Ontology annotation, molecular function: protein binding.
CCUUGUAUAAAAUUUUGAUAGGGGGUCUACAUUUUACAAGCUUUGCUUUUUAGUAGGCCCCUCCACUUUUUUUCAUUUCAUUGCUACGUUUCAAUCCUGUGUGUUAUGCAUUUUUCCAGUGUUAAAAUGAUUUAUUAUAAAUGUACUUUGAUGAUUGUGGAAUAUGAAUAUAUCAAUAAAUAAAUAAAUAAAUAGGAAUGCUUGUCAAUGGUACCGGGUUUUUUUUAUAUUUGUUAUAAGGGUAGGGUUUCAUACGCCAAUACUUGUUAAGGGGUGCAUUUUCAGAACAUGGAAAAUAUAUGUUUAGGGUGCUUUUUCAAACCCAAUGUUCACGCAUGGUAGCCACUGGUCAAUGGAAGUGCCCCCCCCCCCCCCCCGGUCCCCGGAUAAAAAGUUAGCUGAAUAACAACAGUAACAUGCCCGGAAAAAAUUGGAUUUUAUCUUCCACAGAUUUUAAAUAGCGCCAUCUGUAUGUCGAUUAGGAAACAGUUUUUCUCGGGGAUUCCCCGUGACGCGUUGCAGGAAGUGUCUGUCGACAUCGGCCAUUUUGGUAAUUGGCCGCGUACUCUACAAACUCUUCUUCCUCAUCUAUUCCGAACUUUGACAGUUCAUUGGUGGUCAUUGUUUUCACCAUCAUGGAGACAUCCACUAUUAAAGUGCUGGGAUGUUGAUCAAGUGUUCAGAAUCAGUCGUUAAACAACAAGAUCUACUGGUACUGGCAAAAUUGACUGGAAUCUAUCGAGUUCACAAAUCACAUUUGUUGGCCUACGGUCAUGACGGUAUAUACAGUUGCAUUGACCAUGCUGGCUAGAAGAACCUCGUAACCGGUCGUUCGUAGACGUAGGAUGAGUGCUGACUGGGAAGAAUGAUCAGAUAAUAUUCUGCAGGUCAUACAGGCAAAAAUCACCAAGUACCAUGACGGAGACCUUAACAGAGGAAAAACUCAUCGACCUAGCAGAGGCUGUGGGUGACCAUAAGAACGUAUUUAAGUUCGGGUUGAAACUGGGAUUCCAGAAGUCCGAAGUCAGUACAUACAUCAGUACAAAUAGACGAAAUGACAGUUUCGAAGGAACCACCUCCAUGCUCUUCGACUGGAAAAGAAAGACACGGAGAGCAAACCAAAUACCUGAUAUCACCAAGGCACUUGAAGACGCUGGAUUUGCGGAAUUAGUAGAUGAUUUCUUCCCAUCUGGAGAGGAUGUCUCACAAGAAACUGCAACAACUUCAAGAGCAUCGACUUCAACAGGAGCAGCAGACAUGUCAGCAUUACCACAUACCAUCAGUGAGGGAGAACUUUCGAUGUUGUCAACAGAGAUCAGACCAAGUUACUACAAGAAAGUUGGCAUUAACCUAAAUAUCUCCAUUGUAACCCUUGAUAAAAUAAAGAAAGACACACAAGAUACUACUGAUGCUUUGAUGACAGUAUUCACAAGAUGGAGGGAUAAACAGCUUCCAGACACAAACAUCAGGGCUCAUCUUGCACAGGCUUUACAAAAGAGUGGUCUAGUGUCUCUGUCUCAGAAACUGAUUACUGGAAAUCUAUUAGGGACAGGUGCAUCAAUGCCAGCAUCACAGACCCAACCACUCACUCCUGACCUGGUUGAAAGAUGUAGAAAGGAGCUUCAAUCCCAUUACAGAAGAUAUUUCUGUAAGAUUAGAGCUGAUAGUCUGAAUCCACGUUCCCUUGCACCGUGUAAAGACAUAUAUACACACCUUGUUUUGGAAGAAGAAGAUUAUCGCAAUGAGAAGCGAUCACUCAAAUAUAAGGACCUCUUCAAACUUGAAAUAAAUGGAGAGUUUCCAAAUCGGAUCAUCAUUCAGGGAGAAGCAGGGGCUGGAAAGACGACACUCUGCGCAAAGAUUGCCUGGGACUGGAUAAACGGUAGUCCUGAUGUUCCUAAGUUUGUAUGGGUACUUGUAAUCCCUCUUCGUGAAGUCAAGCAAUACACAAUUGGUCAGAUAGUCAAGUCUUAUCUCUCAAAGGAUAACCCAACAACAGCCUGUCAGAUCACAGAGUACAUUCGUUCAAAUCCAGAAAAGGUAUUCAUUGCCUGUGAUGGAUUAGAUGAGUUUAGUGGCAAGGUUGUACAGCACUCUGAAACCAAACAAGAAUUAGAAGGUGCUCAGCCAGAGUCUAACGAUCAACCAGAUUCAAGCCCAAAAUCAAAGCGACGAAAGUUAACGGGGCAUAUGUCCUCAGGUACACCAAUUGCCCCAUUGAUGCCAAGAGACAGCAUCUCAGAUGCAAGUGAAAGCACUACUGAAGAAGAUGAUAUCUCACUAGUACAUAUCCUUCGUUCAAAUGAACUUAGCAAUUGCCCAGUGAUAGUGACCAGUCGUCCAUGGAAGGCCAAUGAGAUAAAGUGGGAUCUCAAUCUAAUGAAACUGUAUGCUUUCAUUCAUGUGGAAGGCUUUAGUAAGAAGAAUGUGGAGGUUUACAUUCACAAGUACUUUAAAGACAAUAAAGUCACAGCAGAUCAGCUUAUUCAAAUGAUCAAAGAGAAUGAUAUCAUAUCAGAGUAUAUGGCACCCUAUCCUAUAUAUAUAUCUAUGCUCUGUCUUAUGUGGAGAGGACUUGAUGACAAUAAGAAAGAAUGGUUUAAAACCAUUCGAACAUUCUCUGAAUUAUUUCAUGAGAUGUUUGAAUUCUUAAACGUGCAUUAUGUCCAAAAAGAGAUCCAAGAUCUAAGGAGUCCAUCAUUUAAAGACCAUCGCUCUAAAAUUGAAAAACUCAUGGAACCCGUUGCCAAAUUGGCAUUUACUGGACUGCAAUCGAACAACCUUAUUUUCAAUGAAGAAGAUCUUGAACAGUACUCAGACUCUGUGAAAACAGCAUGCAAUGUAGGGGUGUUGUCACAGGAGAAUAAGCUCUCAUCCAUUCAUGAUAAGAGCAGUCCGUACCUGCAGUCAACAUUCUUCUUUCCUCAUAAACUAUUCCAGGAGUACAUGGCUGCAGUUUAUCUUGCUUCUCUCUAUGAUUCAGAUUGCACUGAAUUUAAGAGGCUGAUUGAGGAAGUAUUGAUCCCUAGGAAGGAAGAGUUUAGGUAUCUCCUGUACUUCACUGUGUCGCAGAACCAAACAAUUGCCAAGUAUAUCACAAAAUGUCUGUUCCAACAGUACACCCAAAGCGAAGGUGAUGAUGCACAAAGGAAGCUGAAUUUCUUGGUUGACGUAACCUUUGAGAGUCAGGAUGAAGAUACCAACGCCAUGCUUCAGAAUUCAGUAUCAUCUCUGUCCAUCCGUGUUGGAGACGCACACACUAUAGCUGGUUAUGCAUCAAUUGGGAUAUAUUCAAAGGCGAUCUAUAUGUAUGUUGGACAUCUACAUGUACCUUCCUACGGACCAGGAAUAUCAAAAGAGGUGGCAGUGAUGAUAUGCUCAGCACCAUCACUAAGGGAUGUUGAACUGCAGGCAAGCUUUCACCCUACCUUCUAUGAAACUCUUGCCAGAGGAGGAAGGACAGCCAGACAAGGGCAUUGACGUCAUCUUGGAGAAUCUGUUGAUCUGCAGGGCCAUAGAUCGGGCGAGAGAUAACAGUGUCGUCUGCGAACAAUGCACUGUUUGACAUAACAGCCUCAGGAAGGUCGUUGAUGAAUUAAGUUGAAAAGUCAAGGCCUCAGGACGCUCCCUUGCGGUAUACCUGAGGUAGGCGUUGACCACUCAGAAUGAUGUCCUUUGUACUGAACACGUUGCAAUCUGCCAGAUAAAAAUGAGCGAAUCCAGAACAAGAUAUCGCCCGAGAUGUUAUAUAAAGCUAACUUCUGCAGAAGGACGUCAUGAGGCAUGCGAUCAAACGCCUUGGCGAAGUCAAAGAAUACUGCAUCGAUGGAAGGAGGUCUACGUUUGUCCAGGUCCUGAAGCCAAGAGUGGGCUAAGGUCGUCAGCUGAGUAACACAUGACUUUUGAUUAACAAAACCAUGUUGGACUGGAGUAAGGAGACAAUUUGAUUCCAUGUGGUGAAAGAUCGCUUUUGAAAUCAAUAAGAAGUUUUUCGAUUGUCUGCGACUGCAACGUAUUCCUAGUUCACCGGAAGUGGUUGUGACUUCUGUAAACAAAUUAAGCCACAGGAGUUUAAAGUAGGAUGGUAGAAUUGGUAGUUAUAAAUUUGAUGGUCGAUAUUCCGAACUCACUCGAAAUAAACAAUUCAGGAACACAAUUCCAUACAGUUAUGCUUCAUUUAAUCACAGCAAUCAACAAAUCUUCAAGUAUUGAAGUAGUUCACAAAUCAUAAGCGAAAGAUGUAAACAGUUUAAUAACUUGACGGAGUUGAGCGUAAACGAAGUAUACAGAUGAAUAAUUAAACGACGAACAAUUGUACAGAAUAGUGAACAGUGUAGUGAAUGUACUGAGUGAGUGAGUGAGUGAGUGGUUCGCUGAAAUAUAAGAAAGAAGAUAAACAUAUGUGUUGUGAAAGUUGAUUGAAAAAUAUAUGAUUUCUCAUUUGAUAUUGAUAUGAAAUAUUGCAGAAACAUUAUAUGAUAUAUUUCAUAUUUCCAUGAUGAUAUAACAUUUAUCUCUGGUUAUGUUUUAUAAAAACCUUUGGUCAAAUGAUUGUAUAUAGCACAGUGCAUAUAUGUCAUUAACAAUAUUGCUUGUGCAAGGCAUUUAUUGACAUAGCGCCAGCUAGUGUUCUCUAUAGGACAGUGUUUUCCAUUGCAUCAAUCACUGUAUAUAAACAUGGAAGAACUGACAGGUUUGAGGUGACACAAUCAUCCAAGUUCCAGUGAAUCCUGGAAACCUGGUUAUUAAUUGUGAUACAAUAAGGAGGCAAAGAGGUUAGUGUCUCAUAGGAAGUCUUUAUUUUAUGAAAUGAUAAAUGCUAAAGAUGAAAAUUAGUUGAAUUAUUUUAGGUUCUAAAUCCAGCUACUGUGCAUGUAGAUUACAUAUCAUUCACACAUGUGUUAUAAGAUUGUGUAAGCAAGAAAUAAGGUCAAGUCUAUAGCUUAUACAUUGGAUCCUCACAUUUGAAGAUGAAAUUAAAUGAUAUUGUGAUGAAUAGGAACUUCAUGUAUUUACACUGAAUUUGAUAUAGUUUACUGAAAUAAGAUAAUUCAGGUUUUGUUUUGUGGAAUUAAUGACCAGAAAGGUUACAAGGUCAACUGAAAGUCAAGAUAUGGUACUUGGUAGCUUUAUAUUUAAAACAGAUACACUUGAAGUUAUUGAUAGUAAAGUGGCAACUCUAAUUGUUGUGUAAAUCAACGUGUCAAUAUACAUAUAUUUUAUUUAUCAGAUUAUAAGCACAUUUCACAAUAAUUGUUUAGUUUGUUGCUUGAAGAAAGAGUGAAUUAUCAGAUGAUCACACAUAAGCGUAUACAAUGUAUUUAUGAUGCUUUUUGUAUGUUUCAUUGAUACAGUUUUCACGGAGCUUUUGGAGCUAUAUCAAAGUUCGAAGAUGAUUAAUGGAAAUGAGAUAAAUCAAGAAUAAAGUCUCGAAGCUCCCGUAGAA